AAGGCGGUACUAAAUGUAGCCACGUGAUUGUGUACGCGCCCGCCGAGGAAGCUGGAAACGCGCUUGGUUAGUGGUGUGCUUCCUUAAGUUUAACAGUCGGUUCUUUUCUAUUUCUUCUCCUCAAGUUCCCAGAGAUGGAUGAUGAAGAAGAAACAUACAGGUUGUGGAAGAUUCGAAAGACAAUUAUGCAGCUGUGCCACGACCGUGGCUACCUUGUCACUCAGGAUGAGUUGGAUCAGACGUUGGAUGAGUUCAAGAUGCAAUUUGGAAAUAAGCCAAGCGAAGGCCACCCAAGGCGCACGGAUCUGACAGUAUUGGUAGCACACAAUGACGACCCCACUGAUCAGAUGUUUGUGUUCUUUCCUGAGGAACCAAAGGUUGGCAUCAAAACCAUUAAGAUGUACUGUCAACGCAUGCAAGAGGAGAACAUCACUCGUGCCAUCAUUGUGGUGCAGAUGGGAAUGACGCCUUCCGCCAAACAGUCACUGGUGGACAUGGCACCCAAAUACAUUUUGGAGCAAUUUCUACAGCAGGAGCUUCUUAUCAACAUUACUGAACAUGAGCUUGUUCCCGAGCAUAUUGUAAUGACCAAAGAGGAAGUCACUGAGUUGUUAGCACGAUACAAGCUCAAAGAGAGUCAGCUUCCUCGAAUUCAGGCUGGAGAUCCUGUUGCCCGAUACUUUGGGCUAAAAAGAGGACAGGUUGUGAAAAUCAUUCGACCGAGUGAGACUGCUGGGAGGUAUAUAACUUACAGACUUGUGCAGUAGGCUCUGAACUGAAUAUGGCAGUUGUAAUGUGUGAAGGGCAGCACCUGGACAAGCACAUUUUGGAAUUUUCUAAGCUCUAUUAGAUGAGAUUAAUAUGAGCUGUAAGUCACGGUUGAUGAUAUUUUGGUUAGUUUUAUAACUAAAGUAUACAGCAUCAUAGCUGCCUGGGCUGCAUUUAUUUAUUUUGUGUGUUUGUUUU
Erpetoichthys calabaricus (reedfish) is the source of this 966-nucleotide messenger RNA. RefSeq names its product RNA polymerase II, I and III subunit E, b (gene polr2eb). Bases 135 to 767 code for a protein of 210 amino acids. The record is from RefSeq and is a predicted model, not a curated record. The transcript has 7 exons. Gene Ontology annotation, molecular function: DNA-directed RNA polymerase activity; DNA binding. Gene Ontology annotation, cellular component: RNA polymerase II, core complex; RNA polymerase I complex; RNA polymerase III complex. NCBI's taxonomy places the organism in Eukaryota, Metazoa, Chordata, Cladistia, Polypteriformes, Polypteridae. Gene Ontology annotation, biological process: DNA-templated transcription.